AUGAAUGACUCUAAUGAGUAGAAGGAAGAUCUAGUUUAGAUUUUCACUUAAGUUAAGGAUGUUGAUGACCAAAUAUAUUGUUAGAUAAUUGAAAAGUUGAGAAAACAAAAUGUAUUAAGCUGUCUGGGAUAUCUUUCAGAUACUGAAAAUCAAAAUUAUUUAGAAGAAUACUUUUAAAAAGGAUAGAAUUCAACACAAGAAGAAAAUGAAUUUACAUAGCGUUUUGGGAGAAAUAACAUCAAAUAAAUUUUUUAUGUCAUUCAAAAAAUAGAAAAUCAUGACUUUAAUAAAUAUGACUAUACUGAAGAAUGGUAUUUGGAAUAGAGACAGGUUCUAAUAAAUAGAAUAAAUGAUUAAAAGUAGAUAAUAGGAUUUUUGAAAUUCUUAGUUCACCUUACAGCCUUAAAUGAUAAUUUAAUACAAUGCGGAUCAAACUCAUUAAAUUUAUUAGCUUAGAUGAAGGUGGACCUAAGAAAUUAAAACUUUGAAAAUAUUAGAAUUAAAAAUACUUCUUUAGUGGGAGCUAAUUUUGUGAGAUGCAACUUAAGUGGAUCUGAACUUGAUAAUGUAGACAUAAGUGGGGUUAAUCUAAAUGAGGCUUUGCUUUUUAAUUGUAAAUGGAAAAAUUUGAAAAUAUUUGAGCUUUAUAAAUUAGAAGGUCAUACUGGUGAUGUAAAGUCGGUAUGCGUUUCUUCCGAUGGAUCUACAUUAGCAUCUGGUAGUUAGGAUAAGUCUAUCCGUUUAUGGGAUGUUAAGACAGGAUAAUAAAAAGCCAAAUUGGAUGCCCAUAGCAGUGGAGUCAAUUCAGUAUGCUUCUCUCCUGAUUGUAGUCUAUUAGCAUCUGGUAGUUAGGAUAAGUCUGUCUUUUUAUGGGAUGUUAAGACAAGAAAAAAAGUUGCUAAAAUGAAUAGUCAUAAGGAUGGAAUUUUAUCAGUAUGCUUCUCUCCUGAUGGUAGUCUAUUAGCAUCUGGUAGUUAGGAUAAGUCUAUCAUUUUAUGGGAUGUUAAGACAAGAAAAAAAAUUGCUAAAAUAAUUAGUCAUAAGGAUGGAAUUUUAUCAGUAUGCUUCUCUCCUGAUGGUAGUCUAUUAGCAUCAGGUAGUAUUGAUAACUCUAUCGUUUUAAUGAAUGUUAAGACAGGAUAAUAAUAAAUGUGCAAAAUGGUUGAUCAUAGGGAUUAUGCCCGAUCAAUAUGCUUCUCUCCUGAUGGUACUUUAUUAGCAUCUGGAAGUUAUGAUAAGUCUAUUCGUUUAUGGGAUGUGAAGACAGGAGAAUAAAAGGGCAGGUUGGAUGGUCAUAGUAGUACUAUAAACUCUGUAUGCUUCUCUCCUGAUGGAACGACAAUAGCAUCUGGAAGUUAUGAUAAGUCUAUUUGUUUAUGGGAUGUUAAGACAGGAUAAAAAAAAGCUAAAUUUGAUGGUCAUGAUGAUUGUGUAAAUUCAGUAUGCUUCUUUUGCGAUGGAACUAUAUUAGCAUCUGGAAGUUAUGAUAAGUCUAUUCGUUUAUGGGAUGUUAAGACAGAAUAAUAUAAGGCCAAAUUUGAUGGUCAUAGUGACUCAGUUCUAUCAGUAAGCUUCUCCCCUGAUGGAACUACUUUAGCAUCAGGUGGUGGAAAUAUUUCUUUUUUUUCUAGUAUUAGAGAUAACUCUAUCCGUUUAUGGGAUGUUAAGACAGGGCAAGAAAAGGUCAAGUUGGAUGGUCAUAGUAGUACUGUCAACACUGUAUGCUUCUCUCCUGAUGGAACUACACUAGCAUCCACUAUCAUAAAGAAACCCUAUUUUAAGUAUAAAUUUGAUAUUAUCUUUUAGCAACCACCAAUAUAAAUAUUUUAUUAAUAUCAUAGUAAGUAGUUUUUUAAGCAUAGGGCGCUUUAAUCUUGAAAAGUGA
Messenger RNA from Paramecium pentaurelia, 1885 nucleotides. The record is from the annotation of a GenBank genome assembly. NCBI's taxonomy places the organism in Eukaryota, Ciliophora, Oligohymenophorea, Peniculida, Parameciidae.